AUGCGCUCGCUCAGAGUGAACGGACAAUUCGAAUUGUCCUUCGAUCAGCUCAGUCCGAAGGGCGAUGGGGGACCACAGCAGUCGGGCCAAUCACGUGCAGCACAAUUGCGCGCUCUCAGCGGCCGGGGCGUCCCGAUUUUCCAGUCCGAGCUUGGAAAACCACAUCCUCCCGAUCUUCAACCUCACCACGUCUGCUUGCAGUCCCACACGUACAACCCUCCCUCCCCCCCCCGCUAUUCAUCAGUCCCACGACGCUUCGCCGGUUAUUUCCAAUUGACAGUCGCAAUGGGUUUCGCCGACUUUUUCUCUGACGUCGUCUCCUCCCUGGGCUUCUCCGAGGUCCAGGCUGAGGCUCCCGCCGCCGACGUUGAGUCUUCCACCCCCCAGGACUCCGAGCCCGCCGAGAAGACCGAAGAGACCACUGAGAACAAGUCCGAGGACGCUCCCGAGGAGUCAUCCGAGGAGGCUCCUCAGGAGGAGGAGGCCGAGGCCGAGGAGGAAGAGGAGGAGGAGGAGGAGGAGGAAGAGGAAGAGGAUGAGGAAGAGCCUGAGGACAUUAAGCCCAAGCUCGAGGAGGAGUGCGCCAACUCCGCCCAGUGCGCUCCCUACAAGCACCACUACGAUGAGUGUGUCGAACGCGUCACCCGCCAGCAAGAGGAUGAAGACUACAAGGGCCCCAAGGAGGACUGUGUUGAGGAGUUCUUCCACCUCACCCACUGUGCCACCGCCUGCGCCGCCCCUAAGCUCUGGCGCCAGCUGAAAUAA
Molecule: messenger RNA, 765 nt
Organism: Penicillium diatomitis
Lineage: Eukaryota; Fungi; Ascomycota; Eurotiomycetes; Eurotiales; Aspergillaceae
Product: cytochrome b-c1 complex subunit 6 family protein
Exons: 3
Coding region: 1-765 (254 amino acids)
Biological process (GO): mitochondrial electron transport, ubiquinol to cytochrome c
Source: RefSeq, a predicted model, not a curated record